Molecule: messenger RNA, 689 nt
Organism: Pomacea canaliculata
Lineage: Eukaryota; Metazoa; Mollusca; Gastropoda; Architaenioglossa; Ampullariidae
Exons: 2
Coding region: 137-568 (143 amino acids)
Source: RefSeq, a predicted model, not a curated record
UUUUCUUGAAUAGUGAAGCAACUUCGGAAGCCUUCGGAACUUCGGAAGCCUUCGGAAGCGUGACGUCACACUUCCGAGACGACCAUUUGAGUUACAAUCCCCGCCAGGUGGGCUAAUUUUUUAGUGUGAUCUUAAGAUGGCAUCAACAGGAGUCAACGAUCGGGGCUUGCCUGUUAUGAAUGAUCAUGCCUGCAGUGAGCAGCAACUUAAAUGUGUGCAAGAGGUUUUACCACAUGGCUACAGGUAUAGAGUAACGGCAUUUGAACCUAAAUCUGAGGGAAAAUUCAAAUGUGAAGUCCGGCUGGCAAUAUUUAAUGCAGAUGAUGCAAAACUGUGGCUUACGAAAUUUCAAGAAAGAAGCAAGGUUACCUUGCGUGCUAGGUCUUGUGUGCCAGCAAAGGAGCGGGGCAAAAAUAUUUAUAAACAAUACUUCAGAUGCCAGCACAAUACCAACCCGGUUUCUGCUACAGCCAACAGCCGUCUUGGUUCCAAGAAUUCAAACUGUCCAGCUCUGCUAACAAUUGUUGUACGGAGACAGCUUGGAAAAUACAGCAGGUACUACUCUUGAAGUGUAAAUACUAUGAUGAUCAAAAGAAAGAUAAUGAAUAUGGGCAAAGCAGUAUGUUAAGUUUACACAUAUUUUGUCUGUUAAUGUUCAAAAACAAAGUAACUACAGUCUGUAUGUCAUU